UUUUGGGCGCGUCAUUCAAACGUUUAAUAUACUAUAACAAUCGUGCUAUCUUUUAGCUCUGACGAGAAUUUAAGAGAAGAUGGUGCAAGUGGAGGCUCAUACGCUUCCAGUAACCAGUCACUCAAUUGAUGCAGCUAUUGCUCUUUAAGAAGAAUUUGUAGUAACCCAAGCCACCAGCUUGCAUUUGAUUUACGUCUCGAGUAUACGUCUUGUGGGAUCAGAGAGGGAAGUCUGUGCUGACGCGGGGUCAAAAAUUUUGAAGGGACGCAAUUUUUUUUUUCUUUUGGUCUUAUUCAACGCGAAACGCGUAUUGAAAUUUCUCCACUUUUUUUUUUGACAACCCUUGCAGCUGGCCCUCCAUGAUCGCCAAGACGCUCGAAAUCAACUGGCACGACGGUCAAGCCAUUUAUUCAGCUGACUUCUCGCCCGAUGGCUCACGGUACGCAACCGCCGGAGCGGACACCACCGUUAGAAUAUGGAGUAUUCACAAACGCCCUGAAGCCGACAAUAAUAAUCAAGGAAAAGAUCACAAAGCACUCAAUGCGCUACCUGUCAACAUUGAUUUUCUUUCAGAAUUGAAGCGUCACUCAUCACCCGUCAAUGUUGUCCGAUUCUCACCCAACGGGGAGUAUUUAGCUUCAGCCGGAGACGAUGCCUGCAUCAUUCUGUGGAAGAUAUCGACUCAAAAAGACAGCGGAUUCGCCAUGAGCGAUUACAGCGAAUUUGAAAAAGAGACAUGGAACGUCGUGCAAAUGUUCUAUGGACACAACAAAGAAAUUUAUGAUCUUGCAUGGUCUCCCUGUGGGAAAUAUUUCAUCACUGCCGCUAUUGAUAACACAGCUCGUGUAUGGAGUAUCGCUGAACGACAAUCCAUUCACGUAUUCGCAGAUCACACACAUUAUGUUCAAGGGGUUGCUUGGGAUCCUGAAGGUCAGUUUGUGGCUACUCAAAGCAGUGAUCGAUCAUUGGCUAUCUAUCGAUAUAAACAAAAACCAAAUGCUCAUCCUCAAUUCACCACAUGUCAACGACGCCAUUUAAAGUUGGACAAAAGCAAGAUCCAUACAAACAAAGCGUCUGUAAACGAAAUGGCGGCCGAAUCCAAUAAUUCAGCUGCGAUACGACUCUACCAUGACGAAAACCUUGUUUCCUUUUUCCGACGCUUAGCUUUUAGUCCCGAUGGCGCGAUGCUCAUCACCCCGGCGGGUCUCUGUAAAAACACGACGGAAACUUUAUCCAAUCGAGCCCCAUCCCAAGAUUCUCUCACGACCAACGACCAGGAAGAUUAUCAAAACUGUGCAUACAUCUACCCGCGUAACACGCUAUUAAAGCAUCCUUUGUGCUAUGUCAGUAACUUUACCAAACCGUCGAUUGCAAUACGGUGGUGUCCCAUGUUGUUUCAGACACGACCAUCCAAUAAGAAAUCAUUGUUUAUGCUCCCCUAUCGUAUGGUUUAUGCAGUAGCCACUCAAGACUCGGUUUACAUCUACGAUACCCAGCAAACACGACCUAUAUGCGCUAUUCGCGGCAUGCAUUUCGCUCCCAUCACAGACAUUGCAUGGUCACACGAUGGAAGCAUGCUCAUGUUCUCAUCAGCCGAUGGUUACUGUUCUUCUGUUGUAUUCAAACAGGACGAGCUAGGCAUUUCUUAUCAGCAUCAACGCGAUCGAGCGCGCAAUGAGCAUGAUAUUGAAAUGAUGGAUGUAUCCGAACCGGUCGCUCAGCCCGCCAAACCGGCAUCCGUCACUGAUGUGCGAUCCAUGCUGAUGACCUCGUCUGCUUCUUCAUCCUCAUCGACUCUUUCUUCUUCUCCUUUGUCUUCAAACAACAACGCCAACUCCACAACCUCCUUACCAAAAGCAGGCAUCAAACGAAUUACACCUAUCCUUGUAUCAGCCAAUAGUCCUGCUGAUGGUCUAUUGACACAAAAAUCAGAUGAUAAAAGCAAAAAACGUCGAAUUAUACCCACGUUAAUAAGUGCACCAGCAUCAUCAAAAUCAUCCUCUUCAUAAAAAUGAAAUAAAUACAUUCCUAGUUAUUAAGCACCAAACAAUUAGCUAUGCUCUGUAAGAAUGAUAAAACAAAU
Molecule: messenger RNA, 2083 nt
Organism: Radiomyces spectabilis
Lineage: Eukaryota; Fungi; Mucoromycota; Mucoromycetes; Mucorales; Radiomycetaceae
Product: WD40-repeat-containing domain protein
Exons: 9
Coding region: 360-2009 (549 amino acids)
Biological process (GO): DNA replication-dependent chromatin assembly; nucleosome assembly
Cellular component (GO): CAF-1 complex; nucleus
Molecular function (GO): protein binding
Source: RefSeq, a predicted model, not a curated record